CAUGAACCAAAAUGGCGUCUCUUGUUGCUAGUCAAACGUAAACAAAGACAUUUAAAGGCAAUUGAUCUUGAGCAUCCCUGAUGGGGUGUGGGAACAGUACAUCAAGCCCUGGAGAAGACCUGGGGAAGAAGGGAGAAGGCAGGAAGAAGGGAAAGGAGCUGGAGAAGAAGGAAGAAGACCUGGGGAAGAAGGGAGAAGGCGGGAAGAAGGGAAAGGAGCUGGAGAAGAAGGAAGAAGACCUGGGGAAGAAGGGAGAAGGCAAGAAGAAGGGAAAAGAGCUGGAGAAGAAGGAAGAAGACCUGGGGAAGAUGGAUGUGAAGGCAGAUCAAGAACAACAUAGUCAACUGCACAAUAGCCACCAAACGUUGCAAACAUCACCAAGUAAACAAGUACCUCCUACAGGGCAAGCUCAAAAUAAAACUUCCAAUGCCAAUACACCUACGCCAGAACCCACAUCAGAAAUAAAAACACAAGAAAAGGAACAUGCAGUUCCUAAAAAAACAACAGCAGAAGAAAAACAACAGCUUGAAGGAAAUCUAGCUAUGUCAAGUUCACCAAGAAAGACACCUAUUCAGGGUGCUUCCCAGGGAAAGACAACUCUAGAAGCUAAGAAAAUUGAGAGUGAGGCAAAUGAGAGUUAUCUCCCCCUGGAGCCUGAAUCACAGCGACAGUUUGAUGCAACGUUGCAAUGUUGUUGUUUGUUGUUGACUCCAGACAGUGUUAUGAAUGCAGUAGAUAAGAAUGUCACACGGUUACAGCUGCACAAUGCUUUGCCCUCAACACAUUCCGUGUUUCACUUGGUGAAGAAACUUCAAAAUUUACAGGUAUUGGACCUCUCUGGCAAUAAUCUUGGCCCCCAAGGUUUCCGGAGCGUUUGUUUGGCAAUGUGUUCCAACACUUCAGUCAUCAGCCUCAACCUCGCAGACAACAGAUGUGACACAGACAGUGCUGAGUGUGUAGGGAGACUGGUGGCUCACAAUACGUCUCUAGUGUACCUGGACGUCUCCAGUAACAAUCUGGGAAAGGAUUACUUUUCUCGCUGUGUCGGACCAGCUCUCAAGUCCAACUCCACUCUACAAACACUGAGGGCGAAGAGCAUUGGCUCCACCAACAUGAAGGUGCUGCUGGACGUCCUGGUGGACAACACCACGCUGACCAACAUAGAUCUAAGCAGCAAUGGGCUGUCCGACCGGGCCAGUCUUGGCACAGCAUUCUCUCACUGGAUCAAGAAGCCAUUCUGUUGUCUCACCUGUGUCUCACUCAGCAGCUGCGAGAUGAACCCUGCCAGCCUGUCUCUUCUGUGUGAUGCCAUGUCGCACAACACCAGUCUCACUGAAAUUAAUCUCAAUGGCAACGAGUUUGGCAGUCUCAGGCUUGUGGCGAGGUUCAUCGCAUCUGCGUGUAAUCAGGGAAAAGUGAGGAAUCUCCACCUCAACGAUGCGAGAGUCACUGACCAAGCUGUCUCCGUACAAGAUCUGCCGGAGCAGCCAGAUCCUUCAUCUGUAUCCCCAGCACUGCAAGUUCUUAGUCUACACUCCAGCAACGUCGCCAACUCACUAUUCUCAGUACUCAGAGAGUGGUCAAAAGGGAGACAACUCCACAUCACGGACCUUGAUGUCACCAACAACCAAUCACUUUCACCAGAUUGUGUGGAACACAUUAUCAGUAUGACUUCAGAUUCAUCUGGUCACAGUUCUAUACAGAGGUUUUCCUAUGGAUUGAACAGCUCAGAUAGUCUGCCUCAGAAGCUGAACAUCAGUUCUCUCCCUUGCCUUACUUACCUCAACCUGAGGAAGGCCAAGAUUUCUGCUGCAAGGAUUGUUGAAAUAUGUGGGGGAUGUCUAUCUGCGGAGUCAGUGCUGUCCAUGUUGGUGUUGGAUGGCCUCAAGCUUGCUGGUACAGACGUGGUGCCUCAGUUGUGUGGUCACCUGAAACAUUCCAAGGUAACGACCUUGAGUUUUGGUGGGUGUUCAUUGGCUGAUAGUGACCUCUCACCCCUUUGUGACCUUAUCGGUCAAGGUCAUCCAAUCCACAUGCUCAAGCUGUCAGCCAAUCGGAUCACUGACACAGGAGUGAGGGCUGUCGUGGAGUCUCUUCUGAAGCAGACACCACAUCCUCUCGGAGUUCUUGAUCUCUCGAACAACACGAUCGGCAGUGAUGGUGCUGCAGCUCUCAGUGAGCUGUACCUUACAAAGACACAUCAGUCGUCUCUGCACAGUCUCAACCUGGCAGGCAACACUAUUGGUAAAGAUGGAGUUAUCUCCCUUAUCUCCGUGUUGGGUGGAGGGAGGUGUUUGAAGACGGUCUACCUCAAUGGCCAGCGCGAUGCUAUAAGCGAGGUGGACAUGGAGGAUGUAUAUGGGAGACUGGCCACGACUCUGGGUUUUAAGGUCUGUAAAGUGGGUGACAAUUUUCAGCCCAACAGCAGUGAUCUCCCUUCCUUACCAGAAAACCUUAUAGUCAACCUGAAACACCUUGGAGGACAGCCAGGGUCACUGGGGAAGCUAUUGCACUCAAGUGCUAUUGUAACAGACACUACACAGGAUCUGCUGACUGGCCUCACAAUGUCAGGAGUUCUAGAGAUCAGUGCAGCACUCAAAGGUCUGGGUUCCGCUGAGUGUGUCAUGUCUGCAGAGGAGUGGAGCCUCAUCACCGGCGCCAACAAAGACAGAGAAGUGCCAUCAUGGCUACAGCUGCCUGAUCACCGAGAGCGGGCGGGGUACCUAUGUGGUCUCCCUGGCAAUGUGUCAGUGCAGAAGUUGGAGGGGAUGCUGGAGAUGGAGGCUGACUGCAGCGUGGAGGAGGUUGUGCUCAUCAAGGAUCCAGUGACAAAAUCCAACACUGGAGUAGCGUGGGUGUUGUUCUCUGAUGGAGUCUCCGUCGACAAAGCCAUUGACUUCUACCAUCAGGGAGAGGCGAAAAUAUUUGGUCAGCCAUUUUCCAUCUCUCGGAUAUGCGUCAAGAUUGAUGAUGAGAUGAACUUGGCACUGGAAGCAAAAGCAAGACAGGACCAAGAGACCCGCCUCCAGGCCCGCCGUGCGGAGGAUGCAGCUCACCGGGCCCUCAUCCUGCAGAACACAGAGGAGUCGUGGAAACGUCACGCCUACCGCCUCGCUCAUCCGGCAUACGCCGACGGCAGGAUUUGGUGAUGAGGGUCGUAAGCGACAACUAUGCUUGGUUAGGUGAUAGGGUUGCCAGGCUCGCUGACUUGGUUGAUGCAUGUCAUUUUAUCACAAUAGCGUUGAACGAAGCUCAUGGUGGCAAUCACUGGAUUGUCUGGUCCAUACUCGAUUAUGUACUGACCGUCGUCAUAUAGCUGGAAUAUUGCUUAGUGCGGCAUUAAACAACAAACAAACAAAUGAAUAGUACAACUGAUCUGUUGAAAGCAGUUUUCGACUAAACUCUCCUACUCAUACUUUUCAGCAGUGCUGAUAGGUGUAUGUAUCUACUCCUAUGAAAAUAAAUGUGGUUUGGUAGCCUUGUGGUAAAGGUGGUCACUCGUCACACCGAAGACCCGUGUUUGAUUCCUGACAUGGGUACAAUGUCUGAAGCUAAUUUCUGGUGCCCCCUGCAGUGAUGUUGCUGGAAUAUUGCGAAGAGCGAUGUAAAUCCACACUCACUCACUCACACUAGUAUGAAGUGAAAGUUUACUUCCCAUCCUGUAAUAACCCCUGUUAGCAUUCACAAGAUUCGGUAGUGAUCCAGUUGUUGGACCGCCUCCGUCGUCUAGUGGUAGAGCGUCCGUCCAGAGAGUGGAAGGUCUGUGGUUCAAUCUCUGGCCACGUCAUACCAAAAGACGUUAAAAGAUGGUACUUGUUGUUACCUUG
Haliotis rufescens (red abalone) is the source of this 3827-nucleotide messenger RNA. RefSeq lists its product as uncharacterized. Bases 81 to 3149 code for a protein of 1022 amino acids. Gene Ontology annotation, cellular component: perinuclear region of cytoplasm; cytosol; nucleus. The record is from RefSeq and is a predicted model, not a curated record. The transcript is spliced from 20 exons. Gene Ontology annotation, biological process: nucleocytoplasmic transport; activation of GTPase activity. Gene Ontology annotation, molecular function: nucleic acid binding; GTPase activator activity; small GTPase binding. NCBI's taxonomy places the organism in Eukaryota, Metazoa, Mollusca, Gastropoda, Lepetellida, Haliotidae.